UGAGGCAGUGUCCGUCACAGGGUGUUAUGCAUGGAGCGUCAAAGAGCCAAAGGAGCGCAUGCUCGGUGCGCACAGGACUCACCUGGGACACGUUGCUCAGCUGCGGUUGAAAGUCCCCUACGCUAAAGAACCAAAUGAUGCACUACAAUACAAACUGUGCUACACAGCUGCGGCUUAAUAACCAGCUCAUGACGAGGCCGGAUGCUAAAACUAAAACAAGAAGCGGACACCACAGGUGACUGUGCCUUUUUUCCCACUCGCCAUAACCAACGAAAGUUCCCUCACUUGGGCUGAGUACCUGCCGACAGGUGUGUGUCCGAUUUGUAUAUCACAGGCAAUGGGAAAAUGCUGCAAACGCAAUGGGAGACUGCUGUGCUUGUGUCUGCUGCCUUGUAUGAUGACUGGCCAUCUUUUAAUUUAUAUUGGGGUCUCCAUAUUCAUCACCAUCUCCUACGCUCCGCCAAAAAUAACUCUCCACUAUAUUGCUCCAGGGAUUUCUGCUAAUUCUUCAACUAUGGCCUCCCAUCCACUUGGGCCUUUCUGGAACCUUCGUUUGGAGGACAGUGCUCUGUGGAACCAGCUUCAGCAUGCUUGGGACCGUGAGCACAAUCCACUACUGAGAGGAAACACAACUCGCAUACAGAGGAAGCCCAGAGCUAAGUUUUUAUCAGAGAUUAACAAUGAAUGUCUUUCUGACAACACAUCACACAAGUGUUCAGUCCCUCACAUGCAAGAUAUAAACAGGCUGCCAGAACAGAUUAGGGCAUUUAUCAGGUCAAUGUACUACAGGGAGUACCCCCUUCUUAUCAACCAACCUGGUAUGUGUAGGAAAGACAACAGUAGCUUUGAUCUGGACUCUCCCAUGCUCCUCAUGGCUAUCAAAUCUCAAGUGGGGAACUUUGAAAAUAGGCAGGCAAUCCGUGAAACGUGGGGACGCAGUGGUCUGGUGGAAGGGGAAUCAAAUAAAAAAGGUGGAUUGGUGCGCACAGUCUUUCUUCUCGGAAGGCAGGACUCCGGUACAGGUCCACACCCAGACCUAAAAAAUCUCCUGGAGCUAGAGAACCUGAAGUAUGGGGAUAUUCUACUGUGGGACUUCAGAGAUACUUUUUAUAAUUUGACCCUAAAGGACUUGCUGUUCUGGCGAUGGUUCGAGCAGUACUGUCCCACUGCCAUCUUUGUUUUCAAAGGGGACGAUGACGUCUUUGUCAGAACAAAUGCCCUUCUGGAUUAUCUGCACAAGAACAAGGAGGAGCACAAACUACAGCUAGCUUUAAAAAGGAAAACUGAGAUGGAUAUGUUCAUUGGGGACGUGAUUACUAAUGCAAUGCCAAACCGUGAACCAUCCACAAAAUACUACAUACCAGAAAAUUUCUACAAAGGAGUGUAUCCACCCUAUGCUGGUGGAGGAGGGGUGGUGUAUUCUGGAUCACUUGCACUACGUUUGAAAGAGGUGUCUGAGAGGGUCCACCUUUUCCCUAUUGAUGAUGUGUAUCUUGGAAUGUGCCUGCACAGACUCGGGCUUUCUCCAACCCAUCACCCGGGUUUUUUAACAUUUGACCUCCCAGCAGGAGAAAGGGAAAAUCCUUGUGCAUACAGAUCUGUUCUGCUUGUUCACAAACGGAGUCCCAAGGAGAUGGUUACUCUGUGGAAAAAGCUCCAGAACCUGCCUGGUCAAUGCUGAGGCUCAUUUGCCAACCAAAUAGGACUCAGUGAGUACAGGAUGACUGCUACAACCACACUCACUGGCUUCAUCUUCAUAUCAAUCAGGCAUUGUCACGUUAAGUAAGGUCACAUAAUGGACAUUUACUGUGUGGAGUUAAAAACUGAAUAGGAGACCAAACUACCUCAAAGAGGGUUUGUUAAUAAGGCAUCACAGAUUAAGGGCAUAC
Pelmatolapia mariae (spotted tilapia) is the source of this 1889-nucleotide messenger RNA. RefSeq names its product N-acetyllactosaminide beta-1,3-N-acetylglucosaminyltransferase 2. The record is from RefSeq and is a predicted model, not a curated record. NCBI's taxonomy places the organism in Eukaryota, Metazoa, Chordata, Actinopteri, Cichliformes, Cichlidae. Gene Ontology annotation, cellular component: Golgi membrane. Gene Ontology annotation, molecular function: UDP-glycosyltransferase activity; hexosyltransferase activity. The coding region runs from base 338 to 1681 and encodes 447 amino acids. The transcript is spliced from 4 exons.